UACUCUAGUGCCAUCUGGAGGGAACUUAAUAUAAAAAUAUUUUUUUGUCCAGUUACAUGUAGGUGGUGGUGCUAUUGCAAUUGAUAGUAACUUAAGUACUCUGUUGUAUCAAAAAUCUGUACGAAGUGUUUGAGUGGUGAAGUGCGUGUUUUUGGAAGACCCUUUGCUUUCUUAAAUUACAUAAAAUCUUUAAUACGCCUUUAGAUUUAGAAGUGUUUUUGAGGAUUAAACUUCGUUUCAUGUUUAUUGCACUUGCCCAGUCAUGGGAAAUAAGUCCUCAUUAAUGCUACAGGAAGAAGAAAUAGCAGAAAUUCAAGAUGAAACUGGAUUUUCCCCAAGUCAGAUUGAAAGGCUGUAUAGCCGCUUCACAAGCCUGGACAAAGGAGAUAAUGGAACUCUUAGUCGAGAAGAUUUCCUCAGAAUCCCAGAACUAGCAAUUAAUCCUCUGGGUGAUCGAAUAGUACAUGCAUUUUUUACUGAUGCACAUGAUGAUCGCAUCAAUUUCAGACAGUUUAUGCAUGUGCUGUCUCGAUUUAGGCCACUCAAGAAAAAUAGGGAGAACAAGUUUAACAGUCGUGAAGAAAAGUUAAGAUUUGCUUUCCGUAUGUAUGACUUAGAUGACGAUAACAAGAUUUCUAGAGAUGAACUCCUUGCUGUUCUGCACAUGAUGGUGGGAGCCAAUAUAUCUGAAGAACAACUGGCAAGCAUUGCUGAUCGGACUAUCAUGGAGGCAGACACAGAUGGAGACCAAAUGAUUUCCUUUGAAGAAUUCUGUGCUACUUUGGAAAGAACUGAUGUUGAAGAGAAAAUGAGCAUUCGGUUUUUACAUUGAAAACUUUCUGUUUGUCAUGAAAAGUCUUUAUAUUCAAUGCAGGCAUGAAUUGUGCUUGCUAUUUAAUUUACAAAUUUUCUAACCAUGUUAUUCAUAAAUAUCAACCUUCAUGAAAAACU
Limulus polyphemus (Atlantic horseshoe crab) is the source of this 951-nucleotide messenger RNA. RefSeq names its product calcineurin B homologous protein 1-like. NCBI's taxonomy places the organism in Eukaryota, Metazoa, Arthropoda, Merostomata, Xiphosura, Limulidae. Bases 263 to 832 code for a protein of 189 amino acids. The record is from RefSeq and is a predicted model, not a curated record. The transcript has 5 exons. Gene Ontology annotation, molecular function: calcium ion binding.